CAACAACUGCUACGUGGGUUGCAACAAUUGGAUUGAUCCCUUCCAUCACUUCGAGCUUUCACUACUUUAGAUUAUCCCAUCUCCUUUUAUUUCUAUCGGGUGGCUUGUCAAUGGGGCAAGAAGGGGUGGUUCCUGUGCCCUCGGAAAGGGAGCAUCUGCUUCAUCUCAGACACACCGAAAGAGGGAGAGAAGAAACGACGUCAAUCGUCAUGGUGAAGGGGAAGAGGGUGAUACAGCGGAUAGAGAACGCGGCGAGCCGGCAGGCGACCUUCUCCAAGCGGAGAAACGGGCUGGCGAAGAAGGCCUUGGAGCUUUCCGUGCUCUGUGAUGCCGAGGUCGCGCUCAUCAUCUUCUCUUCUCAGGGAAAACUCCACGACUUCUCCAGCUCCAGUGUGCUUGAAACAAUCAAUCGUUAUCGAGCACAUUCAAGGGAAGACACCAUUAGCACAUCAAUGGAACAUGACAUCGAGGAACUGAAACGUGAAGAAGCAUGCAUGUCGAAGAAGAUGGAACUUCUGGAAGCUUCAAAACAGAAGCUCUUGGGCAAAAAUCUUGAGUCAUGUUCGUUCGAAGAACUGCAUGAGUUAGAAGGCCAGAUAGAACAAGGCUUACGCGACAUCAGAGUUAGGAAGUAUCAUUUGCUACAAGAGCGGAUAGCACAGCUCAAAGAGAAGGAGUGUUCCUUAAUCAAGGAGAACACACUACUGCGUAACGAGUGUCUGAAGUCCAUGGGACUGCCUCACUCACCAUUUACUGCUUCAAAGGAAGUUCUAUCACACAACAGACUUGUUCAAGACACCGAUGUAGAGACACAGUUGUGCAUUGGAUGGCCUGGAAGAGGAAGGACCCGUGACAACAGGUGAUUGAUUUCUUGGCAAUCCUCCAAUUUCCGUGGAGAUCAAAGGCUGCUGCCGAGCAAAGAAACACAAACGCAUGUUGCUCCUGUUCUUUUCUCGAGAACGAUUGACUGGUUAAUCUUGGUGUCAUGGUGGAGAGACAUAAACAUGGAUUAGCUGAGGUUGUCUCAAGUAGCGGCAACACAUGGUAGACAAUAAUAUCAUGCAGGAACUGCUAAUUGGCAAAAGGAAACUUGUGUUGGAGAAACUUGAACUGAGAGCUGACCGAGAGCAGGUUCAUUGCCUGAGCUUUGUCUGGUAUGUCACGAGAGCGAAUCUUAGUACAAGCUAACGCGAGCAGUUAAUUUAUGCUGCAUAAGGUUAACUAAGUUGUCCACGCUACAACGACUGACUACACUCUUCUCAGUGUAAUAGCUAAAGAGUCAUGGAGACAAUGGCCCAUAUAGAUUGAGCAGCAAUAAUGUAUGACAACCGUGCUUUCAUGCUAAAUUAGCAUCAGAAAUCUUAAUCCCAUCAUCAGUAAUUGUGUAAAGCUCAGGAAGCCAAAAGUUUAAACGAGCUUUACCGAUACUUUGUUUCCGCUUCUCUCGAACAAAAGAUUGUGC
Molecule: messenger RNA, 1462 nt
Organism: Musa acuminata AAA Group (dessert banana)
Lineage: Eukaryota; Viridiplantae; Streptophyta; Magnoliopsida; Zingiberales; Musaceae
Product: MADS-box transcription factor 50-like
Exons: 9
Coding region: 111-863 (250 amino acids)
Biological process (GO): positive regulation of transcription by RNA polymerase II
Cellular component (GO): nucleus
Molecular function (GO): protein dimerization activity; DNA-binding transcription factor activity, RNA polymerase II-specific; RNA polymerase II cis-regulatory region sequence-specific DNA binding
Source: RefSeq, a predicted model, not a curated record